Messenger RNA from Brassica napus (rape), 3526 nucleotides. RefSeq names its product cation/H(+) antiporter 24-like. Gene Ontology annotation, molecular function: antiporter activity. NCBI's taxonomy places the organism in Eukaryota, Viridiplantae, Streptophyta, Magnoliopsida, Brassicales, Brassicaceae. Gene Ontology annotation, biological process: proton transmembrane transport; regulation of pH. Bases 841 to 3378 code for a protein of 845 amino acids. The transcript is spliced from 5 exons. The record is from RefSeq and is a predicted model, not a curated record. Gene Ontology annotation, cellular component: endomembrane system; membrane.
UUGGUAAGGAACCCUUACGUGUCUGUUUGGUAUUGUACCCCAUUAAUGUCUCUCUCUCUCCUUUUGGCGACUUCAGCGAUUGCGCUCCGAUUUCCUCUUCGCCGUCGAAGACCAAGUCGGCAUCCCUCUCUCUGCUACCAUUUUCAUCCCCACUGACUUUGACACCGCUGACCUCUCCUCAUCCUCCACCAACAGACGUCGUCUCUCCGUCGCUUAUCACAUCGUUCCUCAACGAUGAUCAUCCCAGUUCGUUGCUUUACUUGUGGAAAGGUGAUUGGGAACAAAUGGGACACAUAUCUGGAUCUUCUUCAGGCUGAUUACACCGAAGGGUAACCCUUUUUGAUUCCCCCAUUAUACUUUGUGUGAAAAAAACUCUAAUGAGAGUCUUUGUAUGAUGGUUUUUGUAGUAAGUACAUGAUUAAUCUGUUUCUCAACUUCUCUUUUGCAAUUUGAUCAUUUUAAAGUUCAUAUAUGUUAGCUCUGUAACGUAAAGCAGAUUACUGGUAUUUUGAUUAUGUUGUUUGCAUCUCUAGUUUAAUCUUUAGCCCCCUAUGUGUUAAGCUACAACAUGAUUUUACGUUCUCAAAUUAACAUUAUGAUAACUUGCGAAUUGGUUUAUGUCUCUUGAUGCGAUUGGGUUAGUUCGAAAGUUUUUUUGUGAGAAAAACAGCAGGUAUAUGUUCAAGAGAAGGCAUAAGCAAGAGUGGUCUUGAAAUCGAGCUCCCAUAGAUUAAAUGUGCCUUUGACGAAAUUGUAGUGAGCUCCUCUUAUAGCAAGCGUGUUCAAGUGGAGUUCCUGCUUUUACAGUGCCUCAACCUGAUGAAGCAAUGAGUAUACUUGAUGAGAAAGCUUCAGAAUUGGAGGCAUUUCCCCAGCAAUGACCGGAUUCUCAUGCCAAUCCAUAUUGGGUUCUGGCCGGAGGACCCACCACCCACCGGUGAGGUUAGUACUCGAGACCUCUCGUCUAGACUUCCGGUGGUUUGUCGACACGUUCACAGUAAGCAACCAUUUGGAAUGUUCAGAGGCGAAAACGCUAUGAACUAUGCAUUUUCAACUUUCUUGAUCGAGGCAAUUCUUAUUAUCUUCUUCAUCAAAAUCACAUGCUUCCUCCUUCGACCUCUACGUCAACCUCGUAUCGUCUGCGAGAUCAUUGGUGGAAUGAUGAUAGGACCGUCGAUGCUUGGAGGAAGCAGGAACUUCAACUACUACUUGUUCCCACCGAUAUCAAAUUACAUAUGUGAAAACUUGGGACUGUUGGGAUUUGUUUACUUCUUCUUUAUCACUGCGGCCAAAACUGACGUUUCAGCCAUUGCAAAGUCUCCAAGAAAGCAUAAGUACAUUGCUGUGAUCGGCAUUGUCGUCCCCCUGGUCUGCACUUUGGCCACGGGGAUGGCAAUGCGAGACAAAAUGGACAAGAACAUGAGAAAGUUUUCAUCAGUUGGAUCGAUUGCGUUUGCCUUGGCUUUUAGUUCUUUCCCUGUCAUCUACACCGUCUUAAGAGACAUGAACCUUCUCAACUCUGAAGUAGGCAAGUUCGCCAUGUCGGUGGCUCUCAUUGGAGACAUGGCAGCGAUUGUUGCUCUUAUUUUUUUCGAGGCCUUGAAUCAGGUAGAGGAAGGAGGAGCCACGGCUAUAGUUUGGUAUCUUAUAUCGGUGGUUAUAUUCAAUGCUUUUAUGUCUUUGGUUGUGGGACGAGCUCUUGAGUGGGUGGUCGACCAAACGCCAGAGGGGAAACUCGUCGACCAAAACUAUAUUGUAAUGAUUCUCAUGGGUGUUCUUGUCGCUUGUUUCAUUACAGACAUGUUUGGUUUAUCUAUGGGCAUGGGACCCAUUUUGCUAGGGUUCAUUGUCCCUCAAGGUCCACCUUUGGGUUCGACGCUGGCUAUUAGGAGCGAGACUUUCAUCCAUGAGUUCUUGAUGCCUUUCUCCUUUGGUUUGGUGGGACUCAAGACCAAUGUCAAUCUUAUCACCAAUGAUAUUUGGGAACAAAAGCUCUCUCCUCUCGUCUACAUGACAGCCGUUGGAUUCAUCUCUAAGUUUCUCGCUGUGUUUUCCGCUGCUGUCUUCUUUAAAGUCCCCACCAGAGACAGUCUCACGCUUGGUCUCAUGUUGAACUUGAGAGGCCAGAUAGAUACCUUGCUCUACUUGCAUUGGAUAGACAAAAAUAUAAUCGGUUUACCCGGUUUUGCUAUCUUGGUUUUGCAUGCCCUUGUGGUUACGGGAAUAGCAACACCGCUUAUCAGUUUCCUUUACGAUCCAGAUCGUCCUUACAGGAUCAGCAAGUACCGCACCAUACAACACACUCCCCCGUCUACCGAGGUGGGACUUGUUCUCGCCGUCGCCGACCACGAAGCCUUGUCCGGUUUGUUCACCUUCCUCGACCUUGCUAAUCCCACUACAAGUAGCCCCUUUUGUAUAUAUGCUAUCCAGUUAGUGGAAUUAAUGGGGCGAGCCUCGCCAGUUUUUAUCGACCACGAGGAGGAGGAAGAGGAUGAGGAGGACGAUGAGGAAGAGGUGGAAGAAGAAGAAGAUGAAGGUGCCCGGAGAAACCAGGUGCAAACCGCAUUUAGGUUGUACCAAGAGAGAAGAGUUGAAUGUGUAACGCUACGUGCCUACACAGCUCAUGCUCCAAAGCGUCUAAUGUACCACAACAUUUGCCAGAUAGCAUUGGCUAAUAAAACCGCUUUCAUUCUCUUACCUUAUCAGCAAGAACGUCUCGACGACGAUGCACCAACGGAGCUACGUAACUCCGGCAUGUUAUCCGUGAACGCGGAUGUCUUGGCGCACACGCCAUGCUCUGUUUGUAUCUAUUACGACAAGGGACGUCGUAGAAACGCUCGGUCCCAAGAAACGUACCGUUUUGUUGUUCUGUUCUUAGGAGGAGCUGACAACAGAGAAGCUCUGCAUCUGGCCGACAGGAUGACGGUGAAUCCAGACAUAAGCUUGACGGUGAUCAGGUUCUUGUCGUUUAACCAUGAAGGAGAGGACGAGAGGGAGAAAAAGCUGGACGAUGGGGUGGUGACGUGGUUCUGGGUCAAGAAUGAAGACAAGGAGAGGGUUAGUUACAGGGAGGUUGUGGUCAAGAACGGUGCGGAGACGCUGGCUGCAAUACAAGCGUUGAAUGACAACGACUAUGAUCUGUGGAUAACGGGGAAGAGAGAAGGUAUCAAUCCGAAGAUUAUAGAAGGGCUUGCGGAGUGGAGUGAGAACCACCAGCUUGGAGUGAUCGGAGACACUGUGGCGGGGAGUGUGUUUGCCUCGGAAGGCUCGGUGUUAGUAGUACAGCAACAGGUGAGGAACCAGAAGGGUAGUGGUUUCUUGAAUGGCAAGUUUGAUUACAAGAAGUUAGUGUCUCAUUGGUCUUGUAAUAAUUGUUAGUUAGGACAUAUUGCUUAACUGAUUAGGUUUCUUUUUGUUUUGUACAUUCUGUAUUUUUGGGAUGAUUUUGCUUUCUAAACAAAAUUUGUAUCCAAGUUCAUUGUACAAGCUAAUAAAUUCCAAUGUAGAAGAAGCUUCAGUUGGUUGA